UCAUUAAAUAUGCUGAUGUCAUCCCAACUGGUGCAUUUUUUGGAUAUCAAAGCCAGUUAAAUGGGAUUUAUAUUAAUAACGACAGAUUGGUCAGUGCAUUACAAACUGAAAUUCGGGACCAAUACUUUACAGAAGAGUUUAAAAAUGCCGUUUUUACUCUUUGUGCAAUUGACCAUGAGAACAAAACAUGUAAAGAAAUGAAAUUAGAUGAUAAGAUUAGUGAUUAUUUUAAUGAUAAUCCUGACGGUAGAUUUAUUAAUAUUCUUGUAAAAUCUCCUCAGCGAGUUAAGCCAACUCCGGGUGAAAGUUAA
Ambispora gerdemannii is the source of this 311-nucleotide messenger RNA. The record is from the annotation of a GenBank genome assembly. Lineage: Eukaryota; Fungi; Glomeromycota; Glomeromycetes; Archaeosporales; Ambisporaceae.